Molecule: messenger RNA, 3459 nt
Organism: Hemicordylus capensis (graceful crag lizard)
Lineage: Eukaryota; Metazoa; Chordata; Lepidosauria; Squamata; Cordylidae
Gene: CAPRIN1
Product: cell cycle associated protein 1
Exons: 19
Coding region: 232-2355 (707 amino acids)
Cellular component (GO): cytoplasm
Molecular function (GO): RNA binding
Source: RefSeq, a predicted model, not a curated record
CGCUCGCACCCUGCCCUGUCCGCCUCGCGCGCGCGCCCUGCCUUCUCUCUCUUUCCCCUCGUAUCUCGGUACAGAGGUAGCAGGAGGAGCGGUGUAAGUGACGGGCUGGAGUGGGCAGAGGCGGCCAUUCCCCCACCGGCAAGAGUGCAGGACCCGGAGUUAUCCUUUCGUCCCCGCCCCACCGGGAUAAUAAAUUCCAAUCGCGUGCGCGCACUCACACACACGUAAGCGAUGCCCUCGGCCACUAGCAGCGCGAUGGCGAGCAGCGGCAGUAAAGCGGGAAGUGAAGCGGCUGCGGCGGCGGCGACAACAGCGGCUGCGGCUGUUCCCUCUCAAGUGGCAGUUCCCGGUGGUAGCACGAGUUCGGUGCAGACCGAGGCCAUGAAGCAGAUUUUGGGUGUCAUCGACAAGAAGUUGCGCAACCUGGAGAAGAAAAAGAGCAAACUUGAUGAUUAUCAGGAUCGAAUGAACAAAGGAGAACGCCUUAACCAAGAUCAGCUGGAUGCUGUGUCCAAAUAUCAAGAAGUCAGUAACAACCUGGAAUUUGCUAAGGAACUGCAGAGGAGUUUCAUGGCUUUGAGCCAGGAUAUUCAAAAAACAAUAAAGAAGACAGCUCGACGAGAACAACUAAUGAGAGAAGAGGCUGAACAAAAACGCUUAAAAACAGUGCUUGAACUGCAGUAUAUUUUGGACAAGUUGGGUGAUGAUGAAGUGCGCAAUGACUUAAAACAAGGAACAAAUGGAGUGCCAGUAUUAACAGAGGCAGAACUGUCAACACUAGAUGAAUUUUACAAACUAGUUGAACCAGAACGGGACAUGAAUGUGAGGUUGAAUGAACAGUACGAACAGGCAUCUAUUCAUCUUUGGGACUUAUUGGAAGGGAAGGAAAAACCUGUAUGUGGAACAACCUAUAAAGCCCUAAAGGAAGUUAUUGAACGCAUUCUUCAAACAAGCUACUUUGAUAGUACUCAUAACCAUCAGAAUGGAUUAUGUGAAGAGGAGGAGUCGGCCCCUGUUCCUGCAGUGGAAGAUCCUGUUGCCGAAGCUGAACCAGAGCCAACAGAAGAAUAUACUGAACCCAGUGAAGUUGAAUCAACAGAGUAUGUAAACAGACAGUUCAUGGCAGAGACUCAGUUCAGCAGUAGUGAGAAGGAACAGGUAGAUGAGUGGACAGUUGAAACUGUUGAGGUGGUAAAUUCACUUCAGCAGCAGCCGCAGGCUACAUCUCCUCCAGUUCCAGAUCCCCAUACGCUUCCUGCUGUGGCUCAAGCGGAUCCUCUUGUUAGGAGACAACGAGUACAGGACCUUAUGGCACAAAUGCAAGGUCCCUACAACUUCAUGCAGGACUCCAUGCUGGAAUUUGAGACCCAAGCACUCGAUCCCGCUAUUGUUUCAGCGCAGCCUAUGAAUCCAGCACAAAACUUGGACAUGCCGCAGAUGGUUUGCCCUCCAGUUCAUACUGAAUCCAGACUUGCCCAGCCCACUCAGGUUCCUGUACAACCUGAAGCCGCACAGGUCCCCUUGGUUUCUUCCACAAGUGAGGGAUAUACAGCAUCUCAGCCCAUGUAUCAGCCUUCUCAUUCAACAGAGCAGCGGCCUCAGAAAGAAUCAAUUGACCAGAUUCAGGCUUCAAUAACUUUAAGUGCAGACCAGACUCCAACAACAUCACCGCUUCCAGCUGCAUCCCAGCCUCAGGUAUUCCAGGCUGCCUCUAGCAAACCUUUGCAUAGCAGCGGAAUCAACGUUAAUGCAGCUCCAUUCCAGUCCAUGCAGACAGUAUUUAACAUGAAUGCACCUGUUCCUCCUGUGAAUGAGCCAGAAACUCUAAAGCAACAAAAUCAGUACCAGACCAGUUACAGCCAGACUUUCUCCAACCCGCCUCAUCAAGUAGAGCAAUCAGAACUUCAGCAAGAGCAGCAGCUUCAGACAGUGGUUGGCACCUACCAUGGUUCCCCGGACCAGUCCCAUCAAGUGGCAGGUAACCACCAGCAGCCUCCACAACAGAAUACUGGGUUCCCACGUAACAAUCAGCCUUAUUAUAACAGCCGGGGAGUGUCUCGUGGUGGCUCACGUGGCACUCGAGGCUUAACGAAUGGAUACAGGGGACCAACCAAUGGGUUUAGAGGGAGCUAUGAUGGCUACCGUCCUUCAUUUUCCAACGCUCCAAAUAGUGGUUACACACAGGCACAAUUUAAUGCUCCCCGGGACUAUUCCAACUACCAGCGGGAUGGAUAUCAACAAAAUUUCAAGCGUGGCUCUGGACAAAGUGGUCCUCGGGGAGUCCCUCGAGGUCGUGGCGGGCCCCCGAGACCCAACAGAGGGAUGCCUCAAAUGAAUGCUCAGCAAGUGAAUUAAACUAAUUCACAGGAUUACAUUUAAACGCCAAAAACACACUGGCCAGUGUACCAUACAUGUUACCAGAAGAGUUAUCUCAUAGUAAAGGGAUUAUUUUCAUUGCCCAUAAGGAAAGGACUACAAUUGUCAGCUUUAUAUUACCUGGAUAUGGAAAGAAACAAUGUUUACUCUGCAUGUUCUAUCCUAAACAUCAUCUUGAGCCUUGCACAUGAGAUACAGGAUUUUUACCCUUGCUCUGAUUAAAAGCAAAAAUGGCAAUUUCAGGGUGACAAAAACUUCCAUAGUUAACAGGCAGAAAUAACCCAACUGACUCCACUGACAUUCUAUAGAGGUGCAGCAAAUAGAGGUGCAGCAGAUUUUGAUAAAAAUAUGUAAAUCCCUAAAUGUUUUACUCAGACAAUUGGUAUAUUUAAACUUUUACAUGAAAGGAAGAUGGAAGAAGUGAAGUGUGAUUUGACAGAGCAACUGCAAUUCAGUACUGAACAUUUACAAAUGCAUAAUAAACAAUGCCUAUGCCUAUACCCUUAACUAGAUUCUAAGCUAAUUGACAGCUUGGGCAUGCCCUUAGUUACAGCAUGUUCCUAUUAGGCCUGUCUUGCUGUGACAAAGGGAUGCAUUAAUUGUUUUGUGUAACUGUUGAUAUAAUUGUGUAAACCCCAAAUUAGGCUUUGAUUGGCACUUUAAAUUUUUUUGUUAGAUGCAAUCUGAAUGACCACCUCAUUGUGAAGUGUUGAGUUCUCGCCGAACACAUUUCUUGGAUAGCAAUUACAUUUGUAAGGAUUGGUACUCUAUCUUUCCUUAUGACUUGCACAUUGUCUGUCACUAAUACUUUAUCUUGCUGUAUUUUCACCUAAAUAACUGAUGCAGGUACUGAUGGAAAUUAAUGGAUAUUCAUUACACUUUGGGUCACAUGUUCUUUUCUUCUGCAGCCUGAAGGUUUUAAGAAAUCUCAAAUCCGUGCUGCUGCUGCUGCUGCUGCCCUUUUAAAUUGCUCUCUUUUGAAAAGCACCAGUAUGUGUUUGGAUUGGUUUCCCCUUUUAAAGGAAAUUACAGCCAGCAGUUAAAAAUCUAAGCAAGAUAAAUAAAACAUGUUUAUAAAAAAAA